Botrytis deweyae is the source of this 2096-nucleotide messenger RNA. RefSeq lists its product as uncharacterized. Bases 646 to 1674 code for a protein of 342 amino acids. Gene Ontology annotation, biological process: lipid metabolic process. Lineage: Eukaryota; Fungi; Ascomycota; Leotiomycetes; Helotiales; Sclerotiniaceae. The record is from RefSeq and is a predicted model, not a curated record. The transcript has 3 exons.
CGUAGGAGAGCGGGGAGAGACAGAGAGAGAGAGAGAGAGAGAGAAAUGGUAAAGAAAUCAACAUUAUCUAAUCAUUUGAUAAUGAGUUAAAUAUCUUCUCAUAAGUUAAUCAAUCAUAAGUACCUAUACAUACUUCAUAUCAUAUCAUAUCAAUUAUCUCCCCGUCCUUCAAUUCGGCUUCCAGUCCCAUCCUCUCUUUCCUUCCUUCCUUCCUUCCGCUGCGUUCGUUGCACGGAGAUAUCUCCGCUUCCAUAACCUUGAAAGCCUCAUCCGAACAUUCCGACUUCCCUGUGCGUCGAUUGAGCUGAAAUUGGAGUAAAUAAACUUCAUUGCAACUACCAUACAGCAUUAUAAAUCAUUUUUCAUUCAUUGGCAGUCCUUCAAAGCUCUCAAGAUAUCAUUAUACUUUACUACUAUCAUAUCUAUCAUAUCGUCUCACACAUUCAACAAAGUUUCUCUGCAGAUUGGCUGAGACAUCGAAUAUCUACCUUGCUUAACUUUGACAUACAUGAAAAAGAAGAUCACGAGACAUCAGUUUUUUAUUUCAACUCAAUUAUAUAUCAAACCUACUUCUACGAUAUAUAUAACUGUCCCUGUAAAGGGACUAUAUAAAUCACGCCAGAUUCUGCUUGAAGAAGGAACAAAAUGAACGCAACAUCCUCUCUCAAUUUCCCAAUUUCAACCGCCAUUUCUCCAGCAUUCGAGAAAUGGAGUCACGAGACCAUUAGAGCUGCUGCUUUCUUUCUCAUUCCCACCGAGAUUUUCUAUUUCUCCAUUUACUUCUUGCUCAAGGGGCAAUAUGGAAAGUAUAAGAAAUUAUCGGCGUUAUCUUUAGUCACAUUUUGGUUGAGUAGUUGGAUGAAUCCGAUUUCUUGUGGCCCAGUAGCUGCGUUGAGGAAUUUCGCUGUUGCAAUUGCGACCCUCAGACUCUUGGAUGUAUAUGCUCGACACCGCUCCCUUCCUCAACUCAGAAAUGAUCCGCCAACAUGGAAACACGCACUUCUCCUCUUAACGGAAAUGCGCUAUGAAUCUUUUACUCCAAAUUUCGUUCGUGUUCCUCGAUCUCAGGAAACUUUCAAUGAACCGUUGCAAUUCGCAAUCCACGUCGCCAUUUUCUGUGCUUUGCAAGCGUUACCACAGGAUUGGGCAUUGGUUCUGGCAUUUGAAGUUCAAUUAAGUAUUUACAUUAUCUGGACAGCUAUUCAGUUACUAGUAAGGUACAAAGGUAGUCCUGCCCUUUUUGGAAGAUUGUAUGCUGUAGAGAGUUUAGGAGAUUUCUGGUCAAAAACAUGGCACAAUGUAUUUUCCGCCCCCUGUGCCUCUCUCGCCUACGAUCCUAUCCGUCAGAAUCUUCCAAAACUAGGAGUUUCAAUCCCAAUCGCUCGAUCGAUGGGCAUCUUAGCUGCCUUUUUCCUAAUGGCGGCUUUUCAUGUUUAUGCUUUAGCUCCCAUGUUGACGGAUAAAGCACUUUUCCGCAUCGGAACCUUCUUUGUGCUGAAUGGCUUUGCGACGGUGGGAGAAGCGAUGGUUUGGGGAAGAAAAGAUAGUUGGGUUAAGACUGGAUUGGCGUGGGUGACGGAAAUGAGUUUGGCGGCUUGGACGGCGGGUGCGUUGGGGAUUCCGAGGGGGGUACAUGGUAUUAAGUGGAGGGACAUUUGUGAGGUGAGGAUCUAGCGGAUUGUUGGGUUGGGGUUGCGGGAAGAGUAUCUUGAUGAAAUGAUGAAGUAUCAUGCUUGGAAUUGUCUUUGGAUGAUAAUGCGGUUGGCAUGGAAAAUGCAACGUAAUGAAAAUGAAAAUGAAUGAAUACAAAUAACAACACAGAUAUGAAUAAGUAACUAUGAUCUUAUAAGUUCUUAACAAUUUUCUCAGCGUCAAAAUUCUUCUUCCUCCUUAUCAUACCCCGAAAUGAACGCCAAGAAAUAAGAACUCCCUCACAAUCCUCCAGCUCUCCUCUCAUUCUCCUCCCACCCUACUCUCCACAGCUCAACUUCCCGCUGCAGAUUCUCGAUCUUCUCUUCCAUUUCCCGACUUUUCCUCUCGGCUUCCUGUCUCUUCGUCUCGGCUUCCUGUCUCUUCGUCUCGGCUCCGGCGAUCUC